Messenger RNA from Erpetoichthys calabaricus (reedfish), 1122 nucleotides. It is a transcript of the gene rpp38, whose product is annotated as ribonuclease P/MRP 38 subunit. The record is from RefSeq and is a predicted model, not a curated record. Gene Ontology annotation, cellular component: ribonuclease MRP complex; nucleolar ribonuclease P complex; fibrillar center. The transcript has 2 exons. Gene Ontology annotation, biological process: tRNA 5'-leader removal. NCBI's taxonomy places the organism in Eukaryota, Metazoa, Chordata, Cladistia, Polypteriformes, Polypteridae. Bases 150 to 1034 code for a protein of 294 amino acids. Gene Ontology annotation, molecular function: ribonuclease P activity; ribonuclease P RNA binding.
UCGUUUGCUUGAAAAUAUGAAUAAAGUUUAUUGAAAGAAAGGGACUGUGUGCCGUGUUCAUAUUUUACUCCGUCUCACGCUGUAUUGGAAUCAUAAGAAAUAACUUUUAAGUGUAAUUUAAGAAAUCCGUUUGAAAAACCCUGAACACAAUGUCCACAAAGACGCCCAUCAGUGUGGGGAAAGCGUCAGGCAAGGCAAAGACUGUGCAGACAAAGACGUCUUUUAACAACCCAUAUAAUAUAUGCUGGAGUCCCCUUGAAAGGGAGAACAUGCAUUACAUCUUGGAGAUCCUGCAAAAAAGGUUUAAAGAACUAGGGCUGCAGAAGAAGGAACCCCCCACAAGAAAAAGGAGACCAAGGAUUUGUACUAAAGGUCAGAAAGGUGAUAAUAAAGACCCUGAAGAGGGUUCUUGGGAUGUAAUGCAAGAGGUGCCAAUGGAGAGUUCAGAAGAGGAACAGCAUCAAGGAUGGAGUAAUUUGGAGGUGCGAAAGCAGCUGGCUAUAGGAAUAAAUGAAGUAACUAGAGCUUUGGAGAAAGAUGAGCUUGGCUUAGUACUGGUGUGCAAAUCUGUGAAGCCUGUUCAUAUGACAAACCACUUAAUUCAGCUAAGCUGCAGCCGGGCAGUGCCAGCUUGUCAGGUUCCCCGUCUUAGUGAGAAUGUGUCGGCCCUUCUGUGUCUAAAGAGUGUUUUGGCACUUGGUUUUAUGAGGAACUCUGAAAGUUUUGUUAAUGAAAUUAAUGCUAUAAUACCUAAAGUGCCUCCAUUAAAGGUUCCCUGGCUUGACCAAACAACACCGCAGCAGGAUGUCGUACAGAAAGAUCCUGAGACACCUGCAAAGGAAACGGUCCAGUGUGUGGCUCCUGAUGGAGAUGUGAAGCUGCAUGGCAGUCACAAACGGAAGAGUGACGAGGUAACAGGCACAAAGCAGGAUUCAGACAUUAGCCAAGUAACUUUACACCCCCUUAAAAUAAAGAGGGUGGUGCCUAACCCUGCAAAGAUUCGCAAACAGAAAGGUAACAAAAAAAAGAAAUAGCAUGGCAUUUAAUCUCGUCAUUACUUGCAGCCUGUGCUUCAUUUUUGAUGGCAUCAUUGAAUUUAAUUAAAUUUUUAUUUUGAAGACA